Trachymyrmex cornetzi is the source of this 1062-nucleotide messenger RNA. RefSeq lists its product as uncharacterized. The record is from RefSeq and is a predicted model, not a curated record. The transcript has 4 exons. Bases 1 to 1062 code for a protein of 353 amino acids. NCBI's taxonomy places the organism in Eukaryota, Metazoa, Arthropoda, Insecta, Hymenoptera, Formicidae.
AUGCGGAUAUUAAUAGAGACGUACUGGAGACGUAUUGAAGACAUACUCAUACAUCUCAGAAUAACUACGAAUAAGAGGCAAGUAGUAACGGAAUUCAUCAAAAAUAUUGAACAUAAUUUAUAUAAAUUACCAACAGAAGUAAAAAAUCAAUUGAGGAACAAGAUUAUACCAUUGUUCGACAAAAUUAACGUUUUUAGUAACAAUAACAAAAGAAGUUCUCUAUAUGGUAUGCUCAAGGAAAGGAUGAAAGUAGCGAAGCAAUUUUUAAAAGAGAAUCAAAAUUUCAUUCUUACUAAAGCUGAUAAGGGUAACGUUACAGUGGCUCUAGACAAAAACAAGUAUAUAAACAGCAUGAAUGAAAUACUCCAAGAUACAUCAACGUAUACGGUUGUUAAAAAAUCGCCCAUGAAUACGUUAAACAAUGGAUUGAGGAAUAUUCUGACGAAAUGGAAGAGUUUGGGAUACAUCACGGAUGGCACAUAUCGUUGGCUUAAUACGAGUGAUGGUUUAUUACCUAGAGUAUAUAUAAGCAAAAAUUUGGUACAACGAUGGGCUCCCCAUUUACCUCCUAUAUUAGCUGACAUAGUUAUACAAGAUCUCGAAGAAAAAAUGUUAGAGGAUUGUAAUUUCGACAUCCCCAUAUAUUAUAGAUACGUAGACGACAUUAUCAUGGCUAUACCGGGUUCAAAAAUUAAGGAAAUACAAGAAAAAUUUAACGCAUACCACCCUAGGCUACAAUUUACCGUUGAAAUAGAAUAUAAGAAUAUGAAUUUUUUAGAUACCACAAUAAUUAUAGAUAACAAUCAGAUUAAGUCCGAUUGGUACCAUAAGCCGUUGUUCUUAGGGAGAUAUCUAAAUUACAAUUCUCAACACCAGUUGUCACAAAAGAAAGGUACUAUUAUAGACAACAUAGACGAUUUCGAACAACUUCUUAACGUGGUAGGACACAGUAAAGAUAUGGGAUUAAACAUCAAUACUAAGAAAACAAAAUUCAUGGUUAUUACCCGAGAACCGAAUGUAUUCAGAAACGUCAGCUUAACACUAGAAGUCACAGACCGAUAG